Messenger RNA from Corythoichthys intestinalis (scribbled pipefish), 3157 nucleotides. It is a transcript of the gene cdh15, whose product is annotated as cadherin 15, type 1, M-cadherin (myotubule). Gene Ontology annotation, molecular function: calcium ion binding; cadherin binding. The record is from RefSeq and is a predicted model, not a curated record. Gene Ontology annotation, biological process: cell-cell junction assembly; cell-cell adhesion mediated by cadherin; adherens junction organization. The transcript has 14 exons. Gene Ontology annotation, cellular component: adherens junction; catenin complex; plasma membrane. Bases 129 to 2522 code for a protein of 797 amino acids. NCBI's taxonomy places the organism in Eukaryota, Metazoa, Chordata, Actinopteri, Syngnathiformes, Syngnathidae.
ACGUAAGGAGAGAAGGAGCGCAAAUUUUAGGAUUGCAGAGUGUGGCGCUUGUACGGAUUUGCUCUGGAGUCAAGUUGUUCUUGGAGGAGGUCUGCUUAACACUGAUCUUCUUAGUUGAGGUGCUGAAGAUGGCCAGGAGGAUGUUGGUAUCUUGUGUAUUGGCUGUUAUGAUUUGUCAGGUGUGGAGUGCUGAUCAGCCCAGAAAUAUCCAGGAGAUUCACCCUUGGAGGACCCAAGGCAAAGGAGUGGUGGCCAGGGUGAAAAGGGACUGGAUCAUUCCUCCAAUCAGAGUUCUGGAAAACAGCAAGCAUGUCCCGGAAAACCUGGUUCAGAUUAAGUCAGACAAAAUCUUUAAAGGUGAGGUGAUCUACAAAUUAGAGGGCCCAGGCGUGGAUCAGGCACCCAAAAAUUUCUUUGAGAUUGAUGACAAAACAGGAGUCAUCAGAAGCAAGCGGCCACUGGACAGAGAGAAAUACAACACCUUCACAUUGAAAGCCUUUGCGCUCUCGCCCAGUGGAGAGAGACUGGAGAAUCCUACCACCAUAGAAAUUGUAGUGCUGGACCAGAAUGACAACAGACCUGCCUUCACUCAAAAACAAUUCACUGGUGCUGUCUCUGAGUUUUCAGUCCCAGGUACAUCAGUAAUGUCAGUGUCAGCCAUAGAUGCUGAUGACCCUAUGACAGAAAAUGCUUUUCUUAGCUAUUCUAUCAUUGGCCAAGAGAGCAUCCCAGCCAAUGCUGUUACCAAGACAAUGUUUGGCAUCAACAACGUGACAGGAACCAUCUACACAAGAGACGUUGGCCUUGACAGAGAGGUAGUGAAGUCCUUCAGGCUAUUGCUACAGGUUGCUGAUAUGGGUGGUAUGGGGCUGACGGGUGAAGGUGUAGCCAUUAUUCAUAUAGCUGACAUCAACAAUCAUGCACCACAGUUCAACCCCAGCUCGUACAGCAUGACAGCAGUGGAGAACAGAAUUAACUAUGAGAUUGGUCGUGUCAAUGUGACAGACAAUGACGAUCGUGGAACAGGAAACUGGGAGGCAACAUAUUUCAUCUCAAACGACCCUUACAGGAAGUUUGCUGUUACAACAGACAGUAUCACCAACCAAGGCAUUCUGAUGGUGGUGAAGCCUCUGGAUUAUGAAACACAGAAUGAGUACAUCCUGUUUCUGACAGUGGAGAAUGUAAAUCCACUGAGCGACAAGGCUCCUAAUAUGCCAGUGAGCAGUGCAGCAGUUGUAAUCACAGUUGUCAAUGAGAAUGAAGCUCCACAUUUUAGGGAAGACCCAAUACAUAUUGUUGUACCUGAGUCUGUAGCUCCUGGAACACUUCUGAAAAGCAACAUUGCAUUUGACCCUGAUAAUUCUGAUUUGAGGUAUGAGAUAAGUAGAGAUCCUGAGAGGUGGCUGGACAUCAACAGGCAUACAGGAGACAUUACUGCAAAGAGAACCUUCAACAUGCGAUCACAACAUGUUCAAAAUAACAUCUAUAUCGCUACUGUCAAAGUUACAGAUGUUGGUGGUGUGUCAACCACUGCCAAUGUGGCUAUCACACUCAAGGAGAUCAAUGACUUCCCCCCAAACCUCUUUCCACUGAGUGGUACCGUGUGCAACGAUGCACGAAGAGUGGGUACUGGAUUGGUGCUAACUGCUGAAGAUGGUGACCUUCCUCCACAUGCUGCACCAUUCUUCUUUGAAAUAUUUGAUGAAGAUUCACUCAACUGGACUGUCACUCAAGUAAAUGACACCCAUGCAAUUCUGCAGCCUCUUGUAGAACUGGAGGAUGGAGAAUAUCCAGUCACAAUUUUGGUGUCAGACUCUGGAAACCCAAUCCUCAGCGCUUACACAAAGAUUAAUGUCACAUUGUGUCUCUGUGACUCGUUCGGUGACUGUAAGUCUGAGGUUGAGGCAGUAUUCGGCUCCAGUAUGGGGAUAAACCUCAUUGCUCUUAUUAUCAUCAUGGCCAGUAUUGGCUUCCUUGUAUUAUUGCUCUUCUUAGCUGCGGUGAUUCACUCUUGUGGGAGACGCCAUCAUAUCAAGAAAGGAUCCGGACUGCUUGUUGGGGAAUCAGAAGAUGACGUCCGGGACAAUGUUCUGAACUACAAUGAGCAAGGAGGUGGUGAGGAAGAUGAGAACGCCUUUAACAUUGACCUGCUGUGGAAUCCCUUUGAUGUGCCCUUGACCCCUAUGCCAUACUACCCAGUCUCUGGUGUUCCUCGAGGCAAGCAGCCUGUCAGGAGAGAUGCUCCACAUAAUCUGCCUUCACCCACCUACCCCCGAAGACCCCCAGCAGAUCCCACUGACAUUGAGGAAUACAUCAGUGAUGGUCUGGAUGCUGCAGAUAAAGAUCCUAACGUGCCUCCUUAUGACACAGCCCUGAUCUAUGACUAUGAAGGAGAGGGCUCGCUGGCAGGUAGCCUCAGCUCCAUUGCGUCUGGCAGCUCAGAUGAAGAUCAGGACUAUGAUUAUCUCAAUGACUGGGGACCACGCUUUCAGAAACUGGCCAACAUGUAUGAUCCACGUUAGUUGGGAAGUUGAUCUUUAAAAAGAAGCUUUGAGUGAUUCAAUACCAGAAGCAAAACACUCCAUGCCCUUGGGUGUUUCACAGGAAAAGUAUGGAUAUUAUUUGCCAUCACUGUGUGCCAAAAGGUGCCAUGUUGUACCAUUGGUUUUAAACAAGUGAGAUAAUCCCAAAUAAUUAUUUGUAAAUAUUUUGAUACAACUUCACAGUAAAAAACACUGUAUGUACUUCUUAAAACCUUGACAGGGAUGCUCAGGAAAUGAAAAUCAUUUUUGUGGGACUGUUAGGCGCACUUAAAAUCCUUUAUUUUCCCGAAAAAUGAACAGUGCGUUUUAUAAUCCAGUGUGCUCUAUGUAUGAAUUCUGAUUGUGCUUCAUGAAUGUUAAAGCAUAACUGUAUUAUACUGCUCCAGUACAGUGCUCAGGACUCAAAUUGAUCAUUCAUCAAACCCAUAAAUAAAACAAUAAAAGAAAACAAAUUAUUGUAAGCAAUAAUUGCAACGCUAAAAGGAACAAAUGAAAAAUGCAGUACAUUGAUGCACUUAUGCGCCUUAUAAUCUGGUAGGUUUUUUUCAGUCCGAAAAAUAUGAUAAGUAGUAGCAGUGCAUGCUGCAGGGUAAAGUGUUUUGUUGAAGUGUGUA